Brettanomyces bruxellensis is the source of this 1131-nucleotide messenger RNA. RefSeq lists its product as uncharacterized. The transcript has a single exon. Lineage: Eukaryota; Fungi; Ascomycota; Pichiomycetes; Pichiales; Pichiaceae. The record is from RefSeq and is a predicted model, not a curated record. Bases 1 to 1131 code for a protein of 376 amino acids.
AUGAACGUGCAGCAACAAAACGGAAACUUUACAAACGGAAAUAUAAAUCCUGCCAUAGGAUUUUCCAACAUGAUAAGGACGUAUAAUAACCAACCGCCGAAUAUUGAUGAUGAACGCGAUAAGAAAAGAAUUGACGUUCUUCUUCAAAUAAAUACAAUUCUUUUGCAGAAGUGCAUAAUAUUACAGGCUUAUGUCAUGAACAAAUCGAACACAGGAGCGAUGGACUACAAUCAAAAAAAAGUGAUGUAUCAAAGCUAUCUAAAAAGAAUUCAUAUGAAUUUGAUGUGCCUUGCUUCAAUAAACGAUAUUCAUACGCUAAACAAUACAAACCAGAAGAAAAACUACACCUUACCGCAGAUAGUCUUUCCACCUCAAGAAUUACCAGAAUUAAAUGAAUACUACAAGAGUUUAGAUGAGUUAUAUCCUGAUGCUGUUUUUUUAUAUCAGAAGCGAAUGGAAAUUAUGGUUCAGCAGCAGAGAGUAAGAAGACAACAACAACAACAACAGCAACAGUCGCCUGUAUCACAACAAAACUUUGGAAAUUCCCCAGGUUCUUCCAUCGGAAUGCCUGAUGGAAGGCAGACUCAAAGACAAAUGCAACUUGAUGCAUUCAGACAGCAGCAGCAACAACUACAAAACCAAUUACAACAACCUCAACAGGGCUUGCAUAAUCAAACAAACUUAAUGCAACAAAGGCCGCAACAAUUAUCACAAAUACAAAAACAGCAACAACUUUAUCGUCAGUUUUUACAACAAAGAGGGAAGAACGGCUCUCCAAAAAAUAUGAACUCAAAUCAAGCACAGAAAUCAAAAGUGCAUAUUGGCCAGGGCACUGGCCAAUCAUUUCAGUUUUUUAACGAAAGCUUUGAUGGGAACAAGGCGCAGAAUGUAACAGCUAAUUCGCAACAAAAUCAACCUGGUACGAUAUCUACAGCCGAUAUGAUCAGUAAUUCUGGAUCACCGACUAAUCCUGGAAUGAAUAUGGACAAUACGAUGAAUGCAAUCGAGAAUGUAUUAAGUCCAGAGCAGAUUCUUGCUAAGGUGAAUAGCUCUGGUGCACAGAGUAACGAUGCUAAUGGUGGGAUGGGUGGCCUAAACAACAACAAUAUGUUUAAUGGUUGGCAGAUGUGA